UCCAAGCCUUGGAGGGUGAAGAACUGAAGAAGAUCGAGAUCGGAGAAAUCUUCGUCGCCGAGGUAUUGAGGACAAUCAUGCCAGUUCUCUUGCCCAUCGACCUCAUCGCUUCUCGUUAAGAACGGUCGAGCGUCAACUCCUAGAUCGGAAGCUAAGACAAUCACAGAGAAAUCUUCCGCCAUCGCCGGAAUUUCUCCUCCCUCUCACGGAUCUUCCUACUUUUUCUUCUUUUGCCUUUCUGCUUCUGGCUAAGGGAUUAAAGGUUUAUACUUACCUGCGGAAGAGUACAUAAGAGUUUACGUGCGACAGAACACGUGGCAAACUAGUUUUACAAAACGUCGGCGUUCAAAACCGACGGCGACCAAAACGUCGCCGUUUCAAUCUUCUCCACUCUCCGGUUGUCUACACUUCUUCCACUUCUCGGGAAAUCCCUCUGGUUUCUCUGCUACAUUGUCAAAACUUACCAGGAGGGAACAAAAAUCCUCCGAUCCGGCGAGAUUUGAUUCGAUUUCCGAAAAGUCAAUUUCCUUGCGCUAAAUCAGCUAAGAAGGUCUAGAGGUGAGAAAAAAUGGCGGCUUCGCGUUUACAGAUGGAAGGAGAUGACUCUGUACUUCUACACGUCACUCACUCCAACCUUAAGAGCUUCGCUGCGGAUGUUCGUUUCUCUCCGCAAAUGAAUGUGGAAGCUGUGAAAGAAAAGCUCUGGAAGAAAUGUGGCACAUCUGUUACUGCCAUGGCCUUAGAGCUCUAUGAUGACUGUGGCUCAAAGGUUGCAGUUCUCAGUGAUGAUACAAGACCACUCGGUUUCUUCUCCCCUUUCGAUGGGUUUCGGUUACACAUCAUAGAUCUUGAUCCCUCGUCGGUCACAACUGGAGGCUGGCUUGAAGAUACGUCAUUGGUUGAGAAGUAUACCAUCUCAGAAGAGGAUUAUGCUAAACGAACUGACAGUUUUAGGAAAUUCAAAGAAAAAAGAGUGUCUCAAAAUCCUGCUGCUCCUGAGUCUAAGCAGACGAAGGAGAACUUCAUGGAAGAUCUCUGUGCAAAUUUCAAGGUGGGAGACAGAUGCCAAGUUGAGCCCGGGGAGAAAAGAGGAAUGGUCAAAUAUGUUGGACAAGCAGAGUCGUUGGGUCCUGGCUAUUGGGUUGGAAUUCAGUAUGAUGAACCCCUUGGAAAACACGAUGGCAUGGUAAAAGGAACAAGAUUCUUUGAGUGCCCUCUGCUUCAUGGAGGUAUGGUCCGGCCAGACAAAGUAAAGGUUGGUGAUUAUCCCGAAAGAGACCCUUUCGAAGAAGAUGAAAUAUAAGAUUUCACGGAAGCAUCAAACCAGCGACCAGAUAUGGAGCAGAAGGAGUUUCGAAAGAUUUGCUUUUGUGUUCUACAUCUACUCUUUAUAUUAUUACACUUUUGACUCUAUUUUCGGAUUUCAAAAGAUUUAGUGAAAA
Eutrema salsugineum is the source of this 1442-nucleotide messenger RNA. Its product is annotated as tubulin-folding cofactor B. Gene Ontology annotation, cellular component: nucleus; cytoplasm; microtubule plus-end. Gene Ontology annotation, biological process: tubulin complex assembly; post-chaperonin tubulin folding pathway; cytoplasmic microtubule organization. Bases 569 to 1303 code for a protein of 244 amino acids. The record is from RefSeq and is a predicted model, not a curated record. The transcript is spliced from 9 exons. Lineage: Eukaryota; Viridiplantae; Streptophyta; Magnoliopsida; Brassicales; Brassicaceae. Gene Ontology annotation, molecular function: alpha-tubulin binding; microtubule plus-end binding.